This is a messenger RNA of Cuscuta campestris, 1985 nucleotides long. NCBI's taxonomy places the organism in Eukaryota, Viridiplantae, Streptophyta, Magnoliopsida, Solanales, Convolvulaceae. The record is from the annotation of a GenBank genome assembly.
CUUUACCAAAACUCUUCACUUCACACAGCAACCACAACAAAAGAGGGAAAGAUUACAAAUUUUUUGUUUGGGAAAAGAUUUAAAAAGCCCUCCAAAUAUUUCAACCUAAUACUACCACUUCUCAAUAUAAAUACACCAAAGCAUUAAAUGAAUUCAUCUCUCCCUAAACAUGUCUUGAAUGAAAAUAAAUGCUCCAUGUAAUCUGUCUGGCCUCAAAUAGCAUUGAUGGAACCGUCACCUCUUCCAACUUCCUCUCGUUUUGGAGAUGCCAACGCCGACUCAGCCGAUGUAGCGGAUGUCUCCUUGCCUCCACUGUUGGAAGUACCUUUCGAGGCUUUCAACACCCCUGAAAUAAACAACAUCACAUGUAUUUCCGGUGUGCAAGCAAGAAACGAAAGAAGGCAGCGAAUAAUAGAGGCAAUACUACAAAAUUUCAAAAACGGCAAACUUCAGCACGGGUCACUGAAAACAGUGGCUAAUGAAUUCAACAUAUCUCCUCGUUGGGUCAGAGAGAUAUGGAAAGCUGCAAAAUCUCAAAUGGCUAGGGGCGAGGCAGUGAAUGUGGAUUGCAGGUGGGAAGGUAACUCGGGGCAAAAAAGUUUCAAUUUGGACAUUUCAAAGCUGACUGACAUUCCAUUUCACCAGCGGCAAACGCUACGUGCCCUAAGCCACUGCCUUAAUGUGUCAACUAGUACAGCAUAUAGGUUGGUGAAGAAGAAAAAAAUCAGAAGACACCCCAAUGCUAUUAAACCUCAUAUAUGUGAUGAAGGUAAGUUAAAAAGGGUGAGGUAUUGUUUGUCAUUACUUUCUCCCACAUCCCUACCAAAUAACCCAACAUUCCAUCAUUGUUAUGAUUAUAUACAUAUUGAUGAGAAGUGGUUUGAGUUGAGCAAGCCUAAAAAGACCUUCUACACCUUACCUGAUGAGGCAGACCCCUACCGAACCAUACAGUCCAAAACACAUAUUCCCAAAAUUAUGUUUUUGGCUACUGUAGGUCGUCCUAGGUUUGGGGAUGAUGGUCAGGUACUGUGGGAUGGGAAAAUAGGCAUAUUCCCCUUCACAUUUCAAGAAGCUGCAAAAAGAAGAAGCAAAAACAGGCCUGCUGGUAUAAUGGAAACAAAGCCCAUUCCAAAAAUAACAAGAGAUGUCAUGAGAGAAAUGUUGGUACAGCAACUACUGCCAGCAAUAAGGGAAAAAUGGCCACAGAGUUCUAAGUAUGUUGUCAUACAACAAGAUAAUGCCAAACCACAUGUUGAUAUUAAUGACCCAGUUUUUGUGGCUGCUGCACAAGAGAGUGAUUGGGAUAUUAGGUUGCAAUUUCAGCCCCCCAAUAGCCCAGAUUUAAAUGUUCUUGACCUUGGCUUCUUUAGGGCAAUAGAUGCUAUACAAAAUAAGAGUGCACACAGGUCAUUGGGGGAUCUUAUAACUGCUGUCACCUUAGCUUUUGAACAACUCACACCACAGGUUUUAAACAAUGUGUUCUUAACCUAUCAAGGAGUCAUGGGUGAGGUGUUGAGGCAUAAAGGAGGAAAUAAUUUCAAGAUACCUCACAUGGGGAAGGAAAGGCUGUCCAGGGAAGGAAUACUUCCACAAAACUUGGGAGUCAGUACUGAAGUGUAUGAAGAGGUGCUCCAGAUUUCAGAAUUGAACAACUAAAGAGAAUAGGGCAGUAGUUUUUUGUAUAGAUUUGUUUUGGUAAUACAUGUGGUUUGCAAAUGCACAAUAUUUUUUGUUUUUUGGUGCAAGUGUACACCACAUGUAAGAAGCUUGUGAUGAUGUAGUACAAUAUGUGAUAUGUAAAACCAUCAUUAUAUGACUAUAAAAAGUCUUUUUUUUGCAUAAAACCAUCAGUAUAUUCACAGAACUGGUUAGGGACAUACUGCAUUAGAAAGGGACCUCAAACCAAUGGGACAAACUGCCUCAGAGAUCACAGAGGGUACCAAGCAUUCUGAUUUCAUCAUAGGCAGUAAAGAGAGACCACAAUG